AUGAAAUUUUCAGGACUCGAAAAUGUGGAACACAAAAUUGUCAAAGGACGAAAUUCUAACGGUGUUGCAAGAGUUGUUGGAAACCGGGUUUACCUAAAAGUCAAUAUCAAAGAUGAGCAGCAACUAUACCCACUUGUCGAAUUCCUGCAAAACAAAAUCGCAACACCGAACAACUUGUUGUUCGAUGAUUUCCAAUUUGACGACAAUCAGCUAUCGAUGCGAAUCAGCCGAUUAGAAAGCCAAAAGCCGAAAGCGGAAAAGCGCAUCGAUACUGUCGAAGGAGUCGCGCAAGCUGUCUGUGAGUGUUAAUC
Messenger RNA from Cylicostephanus goldi, 311 nucleotides. The record is from the annotation of a GenBank genome assembly. Lineage: Eukaryota; Metazoa; Nematoda; Chromadorea; Rhabditida; Strongylidae.